This is a messenger RNA of Ceratotherium simum simum (southern white rhinoceros), 1248 nucleotides long. The record is from RefSeq and is a predicted model, not a curated record. Lineage: Eukaryota; Metazoa; Chordata; Mammalia; Perissodactyla; Rhinocerotidae.
CAAGAUAAAUCUCCAUUUUGUUGUGGUGUUUAAUAUUAAUUCUUAUUGGUUGCAGGUUUGACUAGGCUUCUUUAUCUUGUCUUGGUUGAAAUUUAUUUAAAACUUUCUGUACACCAGCCAGAGAGGCAGCACAGGGAGUGUGGUGGGAAGGGCCCCUGAGAGCUGAGAACUCAAGACAAGGGCUCCAUUCUUGGUUCUGCUUCCUGGUGUUUCCCUCAUCAAUUUCCUCACCAGCAGAAGAACCCUACCUAGGGUUUCACAAGGGCAAAACAAGGUAAUAUAGGACAGAGAGAUUUGUCUGUAAAGCAGACUCAGCUUCUAGUUCGAUUUGUUACUGAUUGAUUUGCAGAAAUGGAGUCUGCUGACAGAUGAGACCGUUUGAGAGGAUGAAGCAAUUUCCUUCCUCUUCUCUAAGUUCAUCUCCUAAACCCCACUGGACUCAAGCCCAGUUCUGGGAUGACUAUGGAGAUCCAGACAUUUCUGAAUGUACAUCCUGGUAGCCUGUGGCUGCUUCAACCACUGACAGUUUUGCUGCUGCUGGCUUCUGUACGCGGGGGAGCUGCAAAUCUCCCAAAGGCUGUGGUGAGCCUUGAGCCCCCGUGGAUCAAUGUGCUCCGGGAGGAUACCGUGACUCUGAAGUGCCAGGGGGCCCACACCCCUGGGAACGACUACACCCAAUGGUUCCAUAAUGGGAGCUCCAUCACAACCCAAGUCCAGCCCAGCUACAGCUUUAAGGCCAGAAACAACGACAGCGGAGACUACAAGUGCCAGACGGGCCAGACCAGCCUCAGCGACCCUGUGCAUCUGGAUGUGGUUUCUGACUGGUUGCUGCUCCAGACCACUCGCCUCGUGUUCCAGGAUGGGGAGCCCAUCCUCCUGAGGUGCCACAGCUGGAGAAGCAAGCCUCUGUACAAGGUCACAUUCUACCAGAAUGGAAAAUCCAAGAAGUUUUCCCAUCUGAAUUCCAGCUUCUCCAUCAGACAAGCAAACCUCAGUCACAGUGGCAUGUACCACUGCACGGGAGUUAUAGGGCAAAUGCUGCACACGUCACAGCCUGUGAAUAUCAUUGUCCAAGGUCCGGCAGCUCUAUUCGUCUUUCCACCUUGGUAUCAAAUCACCUUCUGCCUGGUGAUGGCACUCCUGUUUGCAGUGGACACGGGGCUGUAUUUUUCCGUGCAGACAGACCUUUGAAGCUCAAUGGGAGACUGGAGGAAUUACAAAGUCAGAUGGAGCCAGGCCCCUGAGAAC